AUGGCAUCUUCAUCCAACAACGACCCAGAAGAUAAUGUAGAAAAUUUAUUUGAAGAGUAUUUUGAAGAACAAAUCGAAGUGAUGUACAACAACAUAGUCGAGUAUCAACCUACUUUGCCGAGGAGACGAGCAUACAUUGAAAGAAACCGCGAGGAAGGACACAACCGUUUAUGGAAAGACUAUUUCAGUGCGGAGCCGACAUAUCCACCUCACUAUUUUAGGCGCCGCUUCCGAAUGAACCGACCAUUAUUCACGGGGAUUGUUAAUCGCCUUUCCAAUGAAGUUCCGUAUUUUCAACAUAGAAGAGAUGCAGUAGGACGGUACGGGCUAUGUCCGUUACAGAAAUGUACUGCUGCGAUUCGUAUGUUGGCUUAUGGUUGUGCGGGUGACAUGGUUGACGAAUAUCUCCGCAUGGGUGAGACCACUGCCUUAUUGUGUUUGGAAAAAUUUACUGAAGGAAUCAUAAAUUUAUAUGGAGAGGAGUAUCUACGAAGACCUACACCAGAAAAUCUUCAACGACUACUCGAUAUCGGAGAGGUACGCGGUUUUCCGGGGAUGAUAGGAAGCAUUGACUGUAUGCAUUGGGAGUGGAAAAAUUGUCCACACUCUUGGAAAGGACAGUACUGUCGUGGUUCUGGUACUUUGAACGAUAUUAAUGUCCUUGAUCGGUCUCCGGUUUUUGAUGACAUUUUACAAGGUCGAGCUCCAAGAGUUGAGUUCAUCGUCAACGGUCACAAAUACCAUAGGGCGUACUACCUCACCGACGGUAUAUAUCCAAAGUGGCCUACCUUUAUCCAAUCCAUCUCUAUUCCUCAAGGUCCUAAGGCGGAGUUAUUUGCACAAUGUCAAGAAGCCGCCAGAAAAGAUGUCGAGCGGGCUUUCGGAGUCUUGCAAGCUCGUUUUGCAAUUGUUAGAAACCCGGCUCUUCUUUGGGACAAGGAAAAAAUCAGCAACAUUAUCAGAACAUGUAUCAUCCUACACAAUAUGAUAGUGGAAGAUGAACGAGACGGAUACAGUCAAUUUGAUACAUCUAUAUUCGUAGAAGGAGAAACAAGCAGAAGUUCAGAGGUGGAUUUCUCGUUCUCUACAAACAUGCCUACGAAUCUCGGGGUGUUUGUUGACGAGAUGAGGGCACUAGUGGCUAGAAAUCUUGAAGGGGGCGUUAAUGUGCAUCCGAAAACAAGUUUAACUCAGUUAUCAGAAUGUUGUUCAAUGCAGGGAAUUGCAAUUGCGCUCAAGACUGGUUGCAACAACCAAAGCACAAUUUGA
Brassica rapa (field mustard) is the source of this 1269-nucleotide messenger RNA. RefSeq names its product putative nuclease HARBI1. Lineage: Eukaryota; Viridiplantae; Streptophyta; Magnoliopsida; Brassicales; Brassicaceae. The record is from RefSeq and is a predicted model, not a curated record.